Messenger RNA from Haliotis rubra (blacklip abalone), 2545 nucleotides. RefSeq names its product SCO-spondin-like. The transcript is spliced from 19 exons. Bases 1 to 2409 code for a protein of 802 amino acids. The record is from RefSeq and is a predicted model, not a curated record. Lineage: Eukaryota; Metazoa; Mollusca; Gastropoda; Lepetellida; Haliotidae.
AUGAAUGACUAUGGUGGCAUUAGUUAUUGUGGAGAAGAAACCACAGGAACCUGCACACGUGAAAGUAUCACGGAUGCAACUGUGGAAACAGUUGGUGAUCGUUUCUUGAUCUCUAUUAUCACUAAGGAGAACGAAAUAGUCGGUGAUCUGAAGUUUGGUUUGGCAUCUGGUACUGCACAGUUGUUUUCAGACCUUCAAAGAACACCGGAAGGGGGACUAAAUCAGGCUGUCAACGGAAAGAACAUUUUUGAAGUGACAGAGGAAAUGCGCAAUGGAUUUUCUGUGCUUGCUGCUGUAUUUGUAGCAGGCAGCUUCAAUAUUACCGACACAGGAACCUGCACACGUGAAAGUAUCACGGAUGCAACUGUGGAAACAGUUGGUGAUCGUUUCUUGAUCUCUAUUAUCACUAAGGAGAACGAAAUAGUCGGUGAUCUGAAGUUUGGUUUGGCAUCUGGUACUGCACAGUUGUUUUCAGACCUUCAAAGAACACCGGCUGUCAACGGAAAGAACAUUUUUGAAGUGACAGAGGAAAUGCGCAAUGGAUUUUCUGUGCUUGCUGCUGUAUUUGUAGCAGGCAGCUUCAAUAUUACCGACACAGGGCCGCCAACAUGCUGGGAACCAUGGGGAGAGUGGUCCGCCUGCGAUACUGGAUGUAAAUCUGUUACGGUUUCAAGGACCAGAAAUAGAAACUGUUCUGAUGACACCAGAUGUACCUGCACAGAGAGUAAAGUGCAGGAGUUGGCAUGUGAAUCGGACUGUUCUACACACGUGCGAGACCUGUUAUGGAAUGCGAUUUUCCGCUGCCUGCUUGAGUUCAGGGACUGUGUCAUUGGUGAAACAUGUGUCUGCGAGGAGGGCUACAAGAUGGAGGACGGCAAAUGCAUACCUAAAGAAGAGUGCGGAUGUUACGACAGUGAGGGGAAAAAAUACAACGAAAAUGAAGUUUACCCAUCACCAUCCGGAAGCCCAUGUGAAGAAUGCAAAUGUAACAAUGAGAAGAAAUUUGUCUGUGGACCUAAGGCUGCAUGCUGCGACUGGGCUGAAUGGACAUCGUGGGAUGAUUGCAAUCCAUCAUGCGGAGUGAAUGCAACAAAAUCGAGGACAAGGGUGUCACAGAGCGCAGUUACGUGCGAUAAGCAGAACCCAGAGACAGAGACCGCCGAUUGCGUUGUACCACUAUGUCCCUGUGAUUAUCAGGGUGACAUCAUCAAAAGCGGCACUACUGUCGAUGAGGAGUGUUUCACUGUGAAAUGCGAAGACGGAAACGCCACCAAGGUUCCCAAAUCACCAAUUGAUGGUACGUAUAAGGAGUGGGCCGAAUGGUCAACCAUCACUUGUAAUGGAAAGAUGUGCAGGGACAGGAACAUGACAAGACAAAGAGAGUGCGAUGGCCCUAAAUGCGACGGCAAGGAAUGUGAAAACGGCCCCAGAGAAGUGGAGACAGAACCUUGUGGAACUGCCGAAUGCUGCGAUCCUGUAUGGACUGCUUGGACAUCUUGCAGUAAGGACUGCAUCAAGGAUGGUGAAGCUUCAGGUAUCAAGACAAGGAACUUCACAAUCGCAAAUCCCGACGACAAGAGCUGUCAAAUUACUGAGCAGACCCAAGAACCUUGCGGAGAACCCUGCUAUUGCAACAAGUAUAUAUGGAGCGAAUGGACAACAUGUGAAGGCACAUGUGGACUUCAGAAUGUCACAAGAACACGUGAUACACAAAAUGAUGUGAGGUGCGAACACUUGGAUAAAUUGGAGACCCGUGAUUGCUACGAGGAACCAUGCAUAUGCGACAAAGCCAACGAAGAGUAUAGUAACUACACCUACUGCCAAAUGACUUGUGAAGACAGGAGCCCGAGGGACAACUGCGAGUCCCCUCCAAAACCUGGUUGUAUGUGCACCAACAACACCAUGAGGCGUGGUGCAGAUUGCGUCACGAUCGAGGAAUGUCUAGACUGUGUGUAUAAUGGCAAAAUUUAUAAGAACGGAGAAAGCAUCACAGAUCCAGCCGAUAACUGUACCAAGUUCAUCUGUGAAGAAGGCGAGCCAAUGCCUACUGAUAACUGUGUAAAGUCAUGCAAUUCCGACACCGAAGAUAUGAUUCUUGCUCCCGAAGGUUCUUGCUGCAAGUAUGAAUGCAGAAAGAAGACAUGUCAACCCUCUCCUGAAAAGGUCACGAUUGGCGUUCAGGGCUGUGUCGACAGCUUUGAGGUAGAGCAGUACUCCUGCAAAGGUGACUGCGGUCCUAGUACUGUCACCUUCGACGUGACUAAUAAUAACGCGAUGGUGAAGGAGUGCAGAUGUUGCAUCCCUGUCGAGACGUCACUCAAGAACUACACCGUCACCUGCACUGACUCUUCUUCCCGUACCAUCAGCAUCAGGGAAAUCACCAGCUGCUCUUGUAACAUGUGCAUGUAAAGCAGAGGUAACCAGUCUAGGAAUAUGUUGAAACAAAGACUGCAGUGCUCGCUAUACAGCGCCAGCAUUAUUAAUUUAUCUAUGUAUUUUUGAAUUGUAAUUUGAAAAGUGAAUAAAAUAUGCAUAAUUAUAUAAA